Messenger RNA from Dentiscutata erythropus, 143 nucleotides. NCBI's taxonomy places the organism in Eukaryota, Fungi, Glomeromycota, Glomeromycetes, Diversisporales, Gigasporaceae. The record is from the annotation of a GenBank genome assembly.
GUGGUAGCGAAGUUGGAGGAGAAAAUUGUGGAGUGGCAGAAAGAUUUUGUCCUGUUGGAACAGGAAAAAGAUUAAAGAAGAAAAACAGAGGACUUAGUUUAGGAAAGAAACCAAGCCCAGGCCAUGUUGGCCAAUACUCUUGA